UGACGCCAGGCUUCUUCAGAUUAGCCAGCAUCGUAGAAAUUUAGCUAGCAGCUAAACCAACAGCAGUUUAAUUAACGCUACCAAAGUAACCAGUGAGAGUGAUAACCUGUGGCCAUGGCAUCUGUUUUAGAUGCUCUCUGGGAAGACAGAGACGUUAGAUUCGACAUAACAGCGCAGCAGAUGAAAACUCGUCCAGGAGAGGUGUUGAUAGACUGUCUGGACUCCAUAGAAGACACGAAAGGAAACAACGGAGAUAGAGGACGACUGUUGGUAACAAAUCUGAGGAUCAUUUGGCAUUCUCUGGCCCUGCCAAGAGUCAAUUUGUCUGUGGGUUACAACUCAAUAAUUAACAUCACAACAAGGACAGCUAACUCAAAAUUGAGAGGUCAAACUGAAGCACUCUACAUCUUGACGAAGUCCAACAACACAAGAUUUGAGUUCAUUUUCACAAAUGUGGUUCCAGGAAGUCCACGGCUCUUUACUUCUGUCAUUGCUGUACACAGGGCCUAUGAGACAUCUAAAAUGUACAGGGACCUCAAACUGCGAGCUGCUCUCAUUCAAAAUAAGCAGCUGAGGCUUUUGCCCCGGGAACAAGUGUAUGAUAAAAUUAAUGGAGUGUGGAAUUUAUCCAGUGAUCAGGGCAAUCUUGGGACUUUCUUUAUCACAAAUGUUCGGAUUGUGUGGCAUGCCAAUAUGAAUGAGAGCUUCAAUGUCAGCAUUCCUUACCUCCAGAUUUGGUCUAUCAGAAUAAGAGACUCAAAGUUUGGCUUGGCUUUGGUGAUAGAGAGUUCACGUCAGAGUGGUGGCUAUGUGCUUGGAUUUAAAAUUGACCCUGUGGAUAAGCUUCAGGACGCACUUAAGGAAAUCAACUCAUUGCAUAAGGUGUACUCUGCAAACCCUAUCUUUGGAGUGGACUAUGAAAUGGAAGAAAAGCCCCAGCCACUGGAAGAACUCACAGUGGAACAACCUCCUGAUGAUGUGGAAAUUGAGCCCGAUGAGCAGACUGAUGCUUUCACCGCGUACUUUGCUGAUGGCAAUAAGCAACAAGACCGUGAGCCAGUGUUCUCUGAGGAGCUGGGCCUCGCCAUUGAGAAGCUAAAGGAUGGCUUCACGCUUAAUGGACUGUGGGAAGUCAUGGGCUGAAGUAAUGUACAUUUAUAUAGUGUAAUUAUCCAGGAAAUAAUUGAUGUAUUUAUAGCUCAGGUUAAAAGUUGUACAGCUUCCGCAUACAUACUUUUCAUAAUAAGAAAACACUAUAUUGCAUGUGUGACAGAUUAAUUGUGGGAUAAUUUAUAUGUAAAGUAUAUUUUCUUCCAGUGGAUAGAAUGUGAAAUAUAAUGCAGUUUGUAUUGUUAAAAGUUAAUAAAUAAAUGUAUUUAAAUAGA
Molecule: messenger RNA, 1385 nt
Organism: Seriola aureovittata
Lineage: Eukaryota; Metazoa; Chordata; Actinopteri; Carangiformes; Carangidae
Gene: bbs5
Product: Bardet-Biedl syndrome 5
Exons: 12
Coding region: 115-1143 (342 amino acids)
Biological process (GO): intracellular transport; cilium assembly
Cellular component (GO): ciliary basal body; BBSome
Molecular function (GO): phosphatidylinositol-3-phosphate binding
Source: RefSeq, a predicted model, not a curated record